AAUAAACAUAAAUAAUGGAUGUAUUGAAUGAACCUAUUCGACAAGAAUCUAUGAUAUUAUGUUGUAUUUGCGGUAUUAAUAUUGAACCAAAUCCAGCAAAUAUGUGUGUGGCAUGUUUAAGAACUCAAGUUGAUGUUACUGAAAACAUUCCAAAACAAGCAACAAUCCAUUUUUGUAAAGGCUGUGAAAGAUAUUUACAACCACCUGGUGAAUGGAUUCAUGCAGCAUUAGAAUCUAGGGAGUUACUUACAUUGUGUUUAAAAAAAUUAAAAAGCUUAAAUCGAGUGAAAUUAAUUGAUGCUGGAUUUGUAUGGACAGAACCUCAUUCUAUGAGAUUGAAGGUAAAACUAACAGUACAAGCUGAAGUUAUGAGUGGUGCAAUCUUGCAACAAAUAUUUGUAGUUGAAUAUACCGUGAAUCAUCAAAUGUGUAAUGAUUGUCACCGAAUAGAAGCAAAAGAUUAUUGGCGUGCUUUGGUACAAGUGCGACAGAAAGCGACAAAUAAAAAGACAUUUUAUUAUUUAGAGCAAUUAAUUUUGAAAUAUAAGGCACAUGAACAAACUUUGGGCAUAAAACCUAUUCAUGAGGGUUUAGAUUUCUUUUUUGCAAAUGAAGCAACCGCACGCAAAUUGGUCGAUUUCCUUUCAAGUGUUAUACCAUGUCGUUAUGAUCAUUCUAAAAAACUAAUAUCACAUGAUAUUCAUAGUAAUAUCUACAAUUAUAAAUUUACAUACAGUGUGGAAAUAGUUCCAAUAUCAAAGGAUAGUGUAGUAUGUCUUUCAAGAAAACUGAGUCAUCAACUUGGUGGAAUAAAUCCAAUUUGUUUGGUACAUAAAAUUACAAAUCAUAUACAUCUAAUAGAUGUAUCGACUGGGCAAAUUGCAGAAUUAAAUGCUACACUUUUCUGGAGACAUGCUUUUAAUAGUAUUUGUAAUCCAAAACAAUUAAUAGAAUACAUAGUAAUGGAUAUUGAGCAAAUUAAAUUUAAGGACAGAAAAUUUUUUCCUGGACAAGGAACUAUUUCAAAUAAACAUGGAAUAGCAGAUGUAUGGGUAGUUAGAAGUUGUGAUUUAGGAAUAAAUGAUAACUUGAUUCAUACACGUACUCAUCUUGGUCAUCUCUUAAAACCUGGUGAUACUGUUUUAGGGUAUGCUCUUAAUGAAAGUAACAUUAACGACGAGAAUUUUGACAUGCUGAAUAAAGACCUAGUACCAGAUAUAAUUCUAACAAAGAAGGUUUAUACAUAUGAUAGAGUAGCACGUCGUCGGAUGAGAGCUUGGAAAUUAAAACAUAUGUUACAAGAUAAUGACAGUAUGACUGCAGAUAAUAAUGACUAUUUUGAGUUUUUGGAAGAUAUUGAAGAAGAUCCAGAAAUGAGACAAAAUAUAAAUAUUUUCAGAGAUCAUAAGAAACCAAUUCCAGUAGAUACUAACGAAUUACCUGAUUCUAGUUGUCCACAAGUCACUUUGGAGGAAAUGCUUAACGAUCUUGCUAUUGAUGAUAUUGAACUACCUUAUAUUUUGUAA
Eufriesea mexicana is the source of this 1526-nucleotide messenger RNA. RefSeq names its product 60S ribosomal export protein NMD3 (gene Nmd3). Gene Ontology annotation, molecular function: ribosomal large subunit binding. The record is from RefSeq and is a predicted model, not a curated record. Bases 15 to 1526 code for a protein of 503 amino acids. Gene Ontology annotation, biological process: ribosomal large subunit export from nucleus. Gene Ontology annotation, cellular component: cytoplasm; nucleus. The transcript has 11 exons. Lineage: Eukaryota; Metazoa; Arthropoda; Insecta; Hymenoptera; Apidae.